AUGUCGGACCCCAAGGAAAAGUUCUUUCGCCAUUUCCAGGCAGAGAUCACCACAAUUCAGGACCAACUUGACGUCCUGGCAACAACCUCGCCCAUCGGUGGUGAGCGAAAAGACUGCACAGAUGCCAUCCUUGCUGGGAUCUCUCGCCUCAACAACGAAGUUGCGGAUGCCUCGGAGUACGUGCCGUCUUAUGACCAGCGAGCAUACGCCCAGGCAAUCAAGGGCCUCACGGAGAAACUCAACGAGGUCACCAGCAAAUUCGCACCCAAGUCCCGGUUCCAGUUCAAGCCGAGGACCGCAAAGACCGCUCCGGCCGCAAUCGACUCGAGGACCCCUGCACAAGCUGUCGCAAAAGUAGCCGACUCCUUGGAAGCCACAAAUAUCGCCGACAAUGGUUCGGCAGCAGUCGAUGGCGAAGAGGCAGACUCUGUCGGGCAUAUGCCCGUUUUCAAGAACUACAACGAGGAAUUGUCCCGGCCCGCUCCCGAUGGCGGCCGUGGUGGAAACAAUGUCCGCAAACCCAGCUUCUCAGCGGCCAAGAACAUCGCGAUCAACGGACACACCGGUCUGCACAUUAUCCUCCCCGCCACGGCAUCUCGCGCGACUUCGUCGGGCAGCUUGACCGAUCUCGACCGGUGCAUCGUCGACAUGACCGCGCCCACUAGCACUGGCGCGCCGUUUGCCGGACUCGCGCUCAAGGGCAUCAAGAACAGCCUGAUUGUGGCCGGCCAUGUUGCCGGCCCGGUGCACAUCACUGCUCUCAAGGACACUGUCGUGGUGGUGGCGGCGAGACAGGUGCGGAUCCACGAGUGCAAGAAUGUCGACGUCUAUCUGCACUGCGCCAGCCAUCCCAUCAUCGAGGACUGCAGCAACAUGCGGUUCGCGCCGAUUCCCGAGUUCUACAUGCUCAAGUCGGAUCAAGAGGCGCCUACGAACCAAUGGGACCAGGUCGAUGACUUCAAGUGGCUCAAGGCCGAGGCGUCGCCAAACUGGAGCAUCUUACCCGAGGACCAGCGGCUUCCUGACGACGUCUGGAAGAAUACGGUCUGCGGCAACCCAAGCCUCAGCACCGAUGAUAUCCUGCGCAAGGUAGGAGCGCUGAAGCCCAAGGAACACUAA
Microdochium trichocladiopsis is the source of this 1119-nucleotide messenger RNA. RefSeq names its product tubulin-specific chaperone C. The coding region runs from base 1 to 1119 and encodes 372 amino acids. The record is from RefSeq and is a predicted model, not a curated record. Gene Ontology annotation, biological process: post-chaperonin tubulin folding pathway; tubulin complex assembly. NCBI's taxonomy places the organism in Eukaryota, Fungi, Ascomycota, Sordariomycetes, Xylariales, Microdochiaceae. Gene Ontology annotation, cellular component: cytoplasm. Gene Ontology annotation, molecular function: tubulin binding. The transcript is spliced from 3 exons.